UUACGCUUCUGGCGUUUGAGUUUGAUACAGGAUCAGGAAAACAGAAUGGCUCUAUUGGUUCUAUCGUUGACUAUUCUGUCAUUGGCUAUGACAUCUGCCAUGGAUAUUCCUGCAGGAUACAUCCUGGAUGUUAAACCAGUUUGUGGAAGCUCUGUCAGAGCUAGACCUAUUGUAAAAAUCUUGACAGACUUAAAUAUUCGAGCUGUAGCUAGAUGUGCUAAUGGAGAUCUGAAUUUUACCAAAUAUGAUGCGGCUAAUUAUGAACUUGUUGGUAGUUAUGUACAUAGUUCCAGAGGAUGUCUGUUUACAAAUCACAAAGGAACAUAUAAAUUAGAUGUAGCUAUAAUAUAUGGUUUACCAGGAUCUGGUUUAUUAUCUAAUGAACAAGUUUAUACUGUAUCAUGUUCUUUCAAUUCUAAAGCUAAAAUCUCGGCUUCUCGUCAUCAAGUAGUCGGAGGUUUGGUGUCUCCCCAUGAAAAGUUAUAUAACGUAGGAACAUCUGUAUCCAGUUCGUAUAUUACAUUAAAUGUACAAGAUAUAAGACGUAAUACUAUAUCUACUAGUAUACCUAUUGAUAAAGUUAUUACCUUAUAUGCUGUAUCUCUAGGCACACUUAAAGAAAUCGGACUUAGGGCCGUGUCUUGUUAUGGUAUUGGUGCCACCAACAAAAAGAGAUACGCCAUUUUGAGAGCUGGUUGUGGUGACGGUCAAGUUAUACCUCACAAUACAGGUUUUAUAACUAAUGGUAGAACGACAAGAAGUCCCUACUUUAAAUCUUUCUAUGUUGAAGGUGAUAAACUUGUAUCGUAUGAAUGUACUUUUCAACUAUGUACAGGCAGCUGCAAUGGGAGCUCGUGUUCAGUUGGUAAAAACCUCGUAAAAGGUAUAGGGAUAUCCUGUCUGCAUAUUCCUGAAGCAAUUGCCCGAGAAUCCCUCUGGCCACUGCUGGAUUGGCCUCUGAUACUUGAGUGUGUUACGUUUAUUUUCACCAGGAGAAGUGUACGUCAACCGACAACACUGCAAGAAUUGGCCGUGGCAGUGCAAGGGGAGUGGGUCAGAUUGUCCCAAAUCUUGAUUGGAUCGUUGAUUAAGAGCUUGCCACGACGAAUUGCUGAAUGUCUGAGGAUUGGUGGAGCAAUUACUAAUUAAGACAAAUCAGUCCAUUUUCACUUUUGACGGUGUGUCUCUUUGCCGCCCAUUUGAACUGUCCAAGUCUAGGCAAUUGGCCUGUUAACAUACACUGGUUACCUCUAAUAAAAACUGCAGUGCA
Molecule: messenger RNA, 1270 nt
Organism: Patella vulgata (common limpet)
Lineage: Eukaryota; Metazoa; Mollusca; Gastropoda; Patellidae
Product: vitelline envelope sperm lysin receptor
Exons: 10
Coding region: 46-1149 (367 amino acids)
Source: RefSeq, a predicted model, not a curated record